Molecule: messenger RNA, 7432 nt
Organism: Patiria miniata (bat star)
Lineage: Eukaryota; Metazoa; Echinodermata; Asteroidea; Valvatida; Asterinidae
Product: inverted formin-2-like
Exons: 18
Coding region: 229-5247 (1672 amino acids)
Biological process (GO): actin cytoskeleton organization
Molecular function (GO): actin binding; small GTPase binding
Source: RefSeq, a predicted model, not a curated record
ACUCGGUGUGCAUGCUCAUAAUCCGUGCAUUGUGAACACCUGUGCGCGCUGUGAACGUAAGUCCGUGUGUGUAGCGGAAUUCUACAGAUACCGUGUCGAGGAAUUCAUUCCAUGGUCCUGAAGUUGGCCGAGUUUUCCCAGCUCUUAGUUUUUUUAAGAGCCAUGUGGCUGGUGUAACACAAGCAAGUUAAAUCGGAACGACAAGUUCCAUCUCACAACACCGCCACCAUGUUCAAGAAGUUUGCCAAGAAGGUCAGCCAGGCCAACCGCGAGGACCUGGUGGACUUCGGGGCCAACCUGGAGAAUGCGGAGCCCGAACUCUGCAUCCGGCUGCUCCAACUGCCCACGCUCAACAACUACACGGGUCUGAAGAAGCGCAUCGCCAACAGCGACAAGGAAUGGCUGCAGCGGUUCCUGGAGCUGGACGGGCUGGACGUGCUGCUGGAGUCAGUGGUGCGACUGUCCAGCCGCGGGAUGAACAUGGCCCAGGCUUACUUGCAGAUCGAAGUGGUGAAUUGCAUCAAGGCGGUCAUGAACUCCAAGGCUGGGCUGGAAUACAUCUGUGAGAAUGAGGAGUAUACUCGCAAGCUUGCAGAGGCCCUCGACACCAACAACACUCUGGUCAAGAAGGCAGUAUUUGAACUUCUCUCUGCACUCUGUCUGUACAAUGAUUUGGGAUACACGCUGGCAAUCGACGCCCUGGAAAACUACAAGGUUUCCAAGAACCAGCGUUAUCGUUUCAGUCUGAUCAUCAACGAGCUGCGUAAUGCCGAGAUCAUCCCAUACAAGAUAUGCCUGCUGUCCUUCAUUAACUGCAUCUUGAUGAGCACGGUGGACUUUGAGACAAGAGUGCGUCUACGAAAUGAGUUUAUUGGCCUACAACUGCUGGAUAUCCUCUCCAAUUUUAGAAUCGAGUUAACAAGACAAGAUGACAAGGAUGACGGCGAUCUCUGCAUCCAGCUGGACGUCUUCGACGAGAAGAAGAUGGAAGACGAUGAGGAACUCUUGUCCUGUUUCCCUGACGAUGGGGUGGACCUCAACAGCCCCAUGGACGUCUUUGAUGCAAUCUUUAAAAAGGUGUCUAACUCUCCAAAUGCCGCGCCACUUCUAUCCCUCCUCCAAUCACUUCUUCAGUUUGAGCCGGACGACCCAGUCUCGGAUAUUCUCUUUGAUAUCUCGGACCGUCUGAUUGGUCAACUCAUGGUGCUAGACCACCCCGAGGAGGUCAAGGAGAUUUUGAAAUGCGGUCUCUCGGAGGCGGUGAAACUGGUGAAGAUGAAGGAUAUGUAUCGGACUGCAUUGCCAACAAAGGCGGAGAAGAAAGUGGACACGGUGGAUGCUGGAGUUCAGACUGAAGAGGAGAUUGUCAUGGUGACACCGGGUCAGCAUGGGGGCAGCAUGGUGAGAGAAGCAGUCGUCGUACAGAGAGAUACGUCAUUGGACUCUCAGGCAGCACCUCCAGCUGCACCUCCACCCCCACCAUUACCUGGCAUGGAAGGAACAACUCCACAAGCAAACAUUCCUCCAGCUCCUCCCCCACCAGGAAUGGGCGGGGUCCCACCACCACCUCCCCCGCCAGGAAUGGGUGGAGUCCCACCACCACCUCCCCUGCCAGGAAUGGGUGGGGUCCCACCGCCACCUCCCCUGCCAGGAAUGGGUGGGGUCCCACCGCCACCUCCCCCACCAGGAAUGGGUGGGGUCCCACCGCCACCUCCCCUUCCAGGAAUGGGCGGGGUCCCACCACCACCUCCCCUGCCAGGAAUGGGUGGGGUCCCACCACCACCUCCCCCGCCAGGAAUGGGUGGUGCCCCUCCUCCUCCUCCACCCCUACCAGGCAUGGGUGGCGCCCCACCGCCACCCCCACCUCCGGGCAUGGGAGGUGCCCCUCCUCCCCCACCCCUACCAGGCAUGGGAGGCCCACCACCGCCUCCUCCCCCAGGGGGCUUCAUAAGGCCUGCAACGGCACCUGCUCAGUACUCAGCUUCUCCUACAGUUGCACCCAAGCCAACAAAGAAGCUCAAGAUCCUGAAUUGGUCUAAAAUCCCACCCAACAAAGUAAUGACACCACCUACUUCAACUGCCAAGAAGAACAUCUGGCGAUGCAUCAGUGAGAACCCCCAGCAGCAGACCAACCUGUCCCCGGAGUACCAAGGCCUGGAAGACCUGUUCAGCCAGAAGCAGGCCAAGAAACCCGGUGAAGAUGAGCAGAAAGUCAAGAAGAAGCAACCCACAGAGAUCAACCUCUUAGAUGGUAAAAGGAGCUUGAAUGUCAACAUCUUCUUGAAGCAGUUCCGACUGCCCAAUGAGAAGAUCAUCGAGCUGAUUGUUGGAGGAGACGCGGUAGCAUUCGGUGGAGCUGAGAGAUUGAAGGGACUCCUAAGGGUCUUCCCCGAAAAGGAUGAGAUUGAUAUGAUCAAAGGCUUUGAUGGAGAUAAGACAAAGUUAGGAUCUGCAGAAAAGUUCUAUCUGAUGCUUACAGGUGUUACAAGCUACAAGCUUCGCGUUGAAGGCAUGCUGAUGAAGGAAGAGUUCACAGCCAACUUGGCGUACCUCAAACCCUCACUGGCCACUUUACAGAAAGCUUGCAAAGAUAUCCUCAACAGCAAGACCCUGGAGGAAUUCCUGACGCUGAUUCUGUUGACUGGAAACUUCAUGAACUCUGGAGGUUUUGCAGGGAACGCCAUGGCUUUCAAGAUAUCCUCCCUGAUGAAGCUGAUUGACACCAAGGCCAACAAGCCGCGCAUGAACCUGAUGCACUACAUCGUGGAGAUGGCCGAGCAGAAGGACAAGAACAUGCUGUCCUUUCCUAAUGAGAUGAAGAGUCUCAAUGAAGCGGCAAGAUUAUCGUUGGACCAUCUGACAGGAGAGAUCAAUAUUCUGGGAAGAAGUCUGGAGAAAUUGGAAAAACAACAGGAAAAUGCAGCCAAAGACGUCCAGGAACAACUCCAGAGCUUCAUCAAGGAUGCCCUAAGCCAAGUAGAAGACCUGAAAGAGGAACUACGGACCAUCAACAAGCUUUCUGAGGAGCUGGCCAUCUACUUUGUGGAGGACGCCAGCAAGUUCAAGCUGGAGGAGUUCUUCCAGAUUUUCAAGACGUUUGCUGAGCGCAUCAAAACUUGCAAAGAGGAGAACGAAAAGCGCUGCAUCCAGGAGAAGAAAGCGGAGGCGAGACGCAAACAGAAGGAGGAGAUGGAGAAGAAGAAAGGUUCCGGCGAUGGCAAGGGGAGGAAGAUUGGAGCCCCACCCCCAAUUGAGGAGGAUGGAAAUAUCGUAGACAACCUGCUUAAAGAUAUCAGGAAGGGAUUUUCUCUCAAGAAGACCCGACUGUCGGAAACCAGUGAGCCUGGUAGUCCUAGCAUAAGACGAUCCAGACUAUCGACUCGUCGGAGCCGCCAAUCGACUAAAGGUUCAGCUUCUGGGAGUGUAUCAUCACCACCUGCGGUAGUCAAAGAGGAACCAACGCCAGUGGUAGUUAAGGAAAAGCCCAAGCCAGUGGACCCAGGAGAGGUAGUAGUCGCUGUAAGCAACGGGAAAGACGUGGACGGCCUUCUACGCAAGACUCAGAGCAUCUCGAGUUCCGGGAGCGAGGAUGUCUUCUGCAAAGACAGCGGGUCCAGCGCUGAAGAACUGGCACGGAAAACUUCCACCGAGAAGCAAGUGGAAGAGAUGAACAGGUUGAACAACGGCACGGCCAAGGCUGUGUUGAAUGGCAACAUGAACGUGAAAGCGGAGGUUAAGGCUGGUAGUGUUAAUAUUGAAGAUGCCUCAAUAGGUCUAAAUUUGCCUAAAGAUGCCCCAAAAGGUCCUAAAAUUGAAACUGUUCGGCAGGAAGCCAUACAACAGCCACUUCUGCAAGACGUAAAACCUUUGGAAGAAGCUGUUCCUCUUGCACUGGAAAUGAAGGAACAACCCAGUGCUGAACCAAACAUUCACCCCAAAGUUACUGCAGAAACUGUGCAGUUUGAGGAAGUCAGUCCUGAAGAAGUAGCAAUCACUAUGCAAGAAAACCCGCCUAUGCAACAUGUCAUUUCAUCUCCAGAACCGACUGCUGAAAGUAAACCUUCUCGGCCCUUUCACUUGAAAAUCCAUCAGAAUGGUUUCAAGGCCGAUGAGGAACCUGUCCAGAAACCAGUCAAAAGCCCAGAACUGCGCCAUGUCAAUGCACAAGUUUGUUCCUUAGAAGAACAGCCAAAGGAACCACAGCUGAUGGCAGAGUUGAGUCCAGUCGACGAGGAUGCAAAGGAGAGGCCUAAAAGUGGACUGUUCCGGUUGUCGCCAUGGCAGGCCACUAUGACCUCUGGUCCAAAAUACACCAAGACCGAGGGCCUCCAAGGGGAUUUCUCCCAGGCUGUCCCCAUAGAGUUUGCGGCCGCGGAGAGCAUCGUGCCAGUCAAGGAAUCACCAUCUUUGAGUCCUCCAGCCAUGCGAGAAAAAGUGCAGACCUACGAGCCUGAAGUCAAAAUAAGUCCUAAACACUCCAACGCUAAGCUGCUGACCAAGUCUGGAACUCCGGGCUCUCCGUUGAAGAAAGUAGCUGCUGAUGUGGAUGUGUGGGAAGUCAUGCCUUCCCAAGCCAAGGAAGCCCACAGAGUGACACCCAAUCUCACUUCUGACACCGUUCCUGAUGGCAGUGGGAAGGGUGCACCAGUAAGCAUGGCAUCAGUGCACGACAAAUCGGAUAAGUCUGGAAAGAAUCAGGAAAAUAGUGGUGAAGGAGAAGCCUUCACCCACGUUGAGGUUGAAGAAGUUUCCCCAGUCAAGGAUCAAAGAGAGACUCCGGCAGAAACUGUUAAACCCUCCCUCCCGGCUAAGGGGGUAACACCAUUUUCAGGUUCCUUGUCCAAAGUGCCAGCACACAGCUCUAAUCCACCUGUUGCGACAAGAGGACCAUCCAAUCAACAGGUGGGUGCAAGUCAGAGCCGCCCUGAACAUCACCUCACUCCUGUUGGCUCCAAUACACCAGACACCGAACGCAAGUCAAAGGUCAAGAAGAGCAAGAGUUUCCUGAAAUGGCGUAAACCAAAGGAGCAACGACGCACCGGCAGCGAGAGAACGGAGGGAUUGGACUUGGCCAGGGCGGGGGAAAAGCACCCACAAGAGCAACAAAAAGAUGCUUACGUACUAAGGUUAGAGGAUGAUGGAGCUAGUCUACCAUCAUCCGAGCACGGUAGCGUUGCAGGUGUUAAGAAAGAGAAAAGUCAAAAAAUUCGGUUUUGGAAGAAGAAAAAGAAGAAAGAUAAAAUCUAAGUCUCUGCGCAACUUUUUCAUCUUCAGACUUCUUAUAGGAUUGUUACUUUCAAGUUACACUUAUUUCAAAUUAAUGUCUUUUCUUUUAACUUUUGCACGAAAUUUAAAGCUUUUUUUUAAUUAGGUUCAUAUUUAAUACCGCAUAAUUUAGUCCUGCCUAGUUUGAGCGGAAGCAAUUUUUAAGUUUUGUUACGACUUGCAAUUUUCUAAUACGGCAAAAGUACUUUUUAGAUUUUGUCCUUUUUAAAUUCAUCAAAUGCUUUUGAAUAUAUCAAUAUUUCAGAACUUUACGAAACACUUUUUGAGAUGUUUAUUCUUGUGUCUCCUUUUUUAUUUUACUGAAUUAAACUUAGAAAAUGCUUUUAAGAAAGUCUGGCCUUGGUUUGCAUUUAAGCAUAAAUUGCAGGAUAGGCAAAGUGUCUGUCUUUGUUUUCAACUGAGACAUGUUGGUGUAAAUUUGAGACCAUAAAAUCUCAGGUCUUGAUUUUGACUCGGAAAUUGAUGAGUUUUCACAUUGCAGUCAUUCAAGACAAGCUUUUUUAUAUUUUGGGUUUUUUUAUAAACAGUUCAUGGUACCAAGCGUUAGAUUAUUGUAUUUAUGCAUGAAAUUAUUCUAUGCACAACGAUAAUAUUAACACUAAAAACUGACAGCGAUAGUAAUGCCAUUGUUGUAAUUAAAACAAUCUAUUACAUACAAGAAUUGAUUUCUUUGCGAAUCGAUUCGGACUUUAGUUCCUAAUACUGUAACAUUAAAGUGAUCAUUUGUCUUUGUUUGAGCAAAGACACUAUUGAUAAGUUAUAUUCUUUUUAGUUCAUUGGUUGAAAUAGUGUCAUUUCACCCACACACGGGCCGUUUCUCACAAAGAAAAUUAAUGUGUUAUUGCAGUUAACUCUUUGUCUUUUUUGGUUGUUGUAAAACUUAGUUGGUGUAUUCAUCUAAAGUAAUCUGAUGCAUGUGAUCACUUUGAAAUCAAAUUGGGUUUUUUUAAUCAGACUUACAUAACACAUAACAAAUUAUUGUCUACAGAACUCAUACCUCACUAUGCCUAGAAUGUAAUUCUGCAUUCUCUUAGAUGUACUCUCAGUUUUUUAGGCACAACAUCAAUUGUAUAUCGUUUAGCAAAGUUUAGUUUAACAUUACAUGUAUUUAGCAAAUAAAACAGUACUAGCACUAUAUUUUUAUACCAAAAAAAUACUGCAUCACUAUUUGUAAUGGAUUUAUGUUAUUUUAUUUUAAUUGCAGAUGAUCUAAAAGAAGUCUUUCCAAACUAUGACUGUAGCUUAUUUAAAGAAUAAUCCCUGAUACACUGUAGUAAUCCAAUCCUUCCCAUCCGGAACCUACUCCCUAUACCUAACACCCCCCAUAUCUAGCACCCCCAUGUGUUCCCAAAACCUUCCCCAUUUAAUUCCCUUACCACAGCCUAUUCCUUUCCCUCCCCAAGCUGAUCUCUUCACCGUCCUAAAACCCUCCCAUUCCCACCCCCACCCAACCCCAACCCCACUCCCCCACCCAACCCCACUCCCCCACCCUUCCUCCGUAUCUCGUAAUUGGAGUAUUCACGUCAGUAAUUCUCUAAAUUGUGGUUUUAAUGUCAAUAGUACCAGGAUCUCAAAGUUGUACUUUUUAUUGACUUUUUGAUGUUCGGGACGUGCUUUUAUGGUCGAGAGGCUUUUUUUAAUGAAUCUUUUACAGGGAUUAACAGUGUAAAUCAGACUGGUUUAGGUUGUUGAAUGUUUCACUUUGUUUAUACAAAAUACAUUUUAAUUUUGCUCUGUCAAAGAGAAGACAUCUUUAAGUCGUGCCUUAUGGAAGCAAUAAUAUCAAAACCACAACCCGAAGGACAGUUGCACUUUUUAAGGCUGCCUUUACUUGCUUGCUUGCUUAGGCUUAGUACGUUUUCUUUUGCAAUUUUAAUAAUUGUGUAAUAUAAAAAAAAAAUACAAUUCAUACUGAAUUUGGAUGAGGCUCUGUUUUUUUUUUUUGGUUAUUAAAUCGUCUCUUUUUUUCCAAUACAAAACCUAAAAUGUGCAGAUAGUCUCUGAUUAUUAACUCUUUAUUUUCCUCAUGUCAUACUAAUGCAAUCUCUGACGAUGUUUAGGAUGCAUUAAAAUAAUUCGUUGAUAAUAAUUUAAUCAGAUGCAAGUCGAGCUUUUUAAUAAAUUAACACACAAAACCGCACAACGA